Molecule: messenger RNA, 4251 nt
Organism: Peniophora sp. CBMAI 1063
Lineage: Eukaryota; Fungi; Basidiomycota; Agaricomycetes; Russulales; Peniophoraceae
Source: the annotation of a GenBank genome assembly
AUGACCGCUCAACUCCAGCACCACCGCCCAACGGUCGGUCGAAAGCCGCGCACAUUCGAGGAGAGUCUUGCCCAUGCCGCGCCUCCGCGUGACUUGACAUGUGCAGUUAAGACAGACCCAGCAUUUGUACCGAAACCGUCUACACGCGUAUUCUGCCAGGCAUUCAUGCGAGGCCUUUGCCCAAAUGGUCCCGCCUGCUAUCUCGUGCAUCCUCCUGUUGACAACAUAGUUGCUGCUAUUGAUGAGCUUCAACGACAUGAUUACCUGCAGGGCAGUGUCAACAAAUAUUGGUGCGAAAGGGGAGCAAUGAAGGAUGCCCACCCGAGAACUCAAACAUCUCGCCAGAUCUGUAUCAGAUUCUUGAGCGAUCGCUGUACAUAUGGAAAUGAUUGUGUACAUGCACAUUUUCUACCUUGGAUUCUGCGCGGGAUCGUCGAGCCAGACCAUUCGCCAUUUGUGAUGCGCUCGAACAAGGGAAAAUCCAAGGCAGUUGCGCUGGACGCGCCGACUUCAGUAACCACGACACUUCAAGCGCCCAUUAUUGCUCAAUCUGAUCAGGAAACGGGUGGUAUCAUGUACGAAACCCCGCUCACCGUGGCGAGCAAACCAGAUGACCCACCUUUAUCUUCCCCGAUGCCUUCAACUUACGAGGACAGCUCCGAGACCUCGUCAGAGCUCUCCAGUAACGACAUGUCCGAUGAAGAAUCGUUUCAUACCGGACAUAGCCCAGGCUCGGAAGCCACACCCUCGUUGCCUGAAGACGCACCCAGACUUUCACUACCAAUAUCGAAGACGGUCACUCCGCUCUGUUUUGACUUCUAUCGUACAGGAAUUUGUCGUUUUCAACGUGGACGAUGUCGGUAUCGGCAUGAACGCCCAUCCGUUCUUACUGUCACUCCUGCCGCUGCUGCCACUGCGGCGGUCUCGAGACCUCAACCGCUACCAGACAGUCUCUCGCCACCGUCACCCACACCGAUGAUUCCUCCCGAGUCUUUUCCUCCUUUAUUCGUUCAAUCUGUCCUAUCGCCUUCUUCACUUCCUGCCCUCCGAAACGCAAAUAAUCCACCAACCCUAGACACAGGCCAACCAGAGCCUGACCCCAACCUUUGUCAACGCUCCAUCCUUCUUCGGACCAUCAACUACUCGGACUCUGGCGCAAAAGCAUCAGCAUCUGAUAUACCUCCCGAUGUCUGCCCAAACUGGUAUCGUCACGGCGCCUGUAGGACGCAUUGUUGCAAGUUUGUGCACUCGUUGCCUGAAGUUGACACGCGCAUACACGUGCGAUUACCUACCACGCAAAGGCCUACUCGUUCAUCUUAUGAGACUUCGCUAUCGGAACGGUGGCGACUUAUGAACACCGACGGGUCAGCUCGUGCAUCUUGCGAUUCGUCUCGACCCAUGGCUCUUCCCUCGCCUCUUCCCUCGCCUAUUCCCUCGGAAGUAAAUGCACAGCGCACUCCAGUUACUCUUCAUAUUCAGCAAUCGGGCAUUGUUAGCGACCGCAAGCCCCCUUCGGGUGUCUGCUAUUACUGGUUCAACGAUCGUGCAUGUCCGCACCGACAUCCAUGUCAGUUCCGCCAUGACCUACCCGCAAAUGCAAUACGCAUGCCCGGACAGCGCGACCAGAUUGUGCCGCCCGUCACUCUUGGAGUCAAUCCUCAGCAUGUGGUUCAGACCAACCGCGCGAUGCUCCCAUUUAUGCCGCCCGUGAUUAACGGUGCCAAGCAAGGUCAUUCACCCUCUGCAAGAACCCUCGUCAAAUCCGAUCAAUCACGUGCUGCUCCAUCUACUUCUGCGCGGCAGCCUCAGGCUCAGCUUCAAACACGACCUCAGCUGCAAAGUCGCGUCACACUUGCAGAGUCCUCGAGCUCUGUCCAGCACCCGGCGACGGCUUCUCAUUCUCGUGUAUCUCAGUGUGGCGUCACGUCGAGCAUCGCCCCAUCGGCGCCCCCAGGCCUCCCCGAGCUAAAGCCUUCUGUUGAGGAGGAGUACUGUAAGGAGGGCCUCUUCACGCCCGAACAGGCAGCGCCCACCAAUACACAUGUUUCAUCAACUACCGAUCGAUUCAUGCGUGAUAAUGCUUCGCUCGCGAUUCUGAAAAAGUCGCAGGGUUCCAGACCUCGCGGGCCGUCUUACCCUCCCGAGAUGUCACACGUUAUGCACGACCACAUCAAGAUCACGCUAGGUCCCGGCUUCAUAGUGCCGACUGUCACGACGCAGAAUGAGACGCGUUCGUUGAUCAUAGGGAACCUACCUCGUGCGACUGCGAAGGAACCCCUCACGCACCUCAUUGAAAGCUUCGGUGGCACAGUCUCUGAUCUCACUAUGCCUGACCCAGUCAGUAGCGGGGAAGAAGGGCCCGUCGCCGUGCGAGUCCAGAUGAGCUCUCAUCUCGAGGCGGUCGCUGUCGCCAAUGGACUCGACGGCAUGAAAGCUCUGCGCAGUGAAGGGGCUCUCUCUGUGCGCCCUACUUUGCAUCGCGCGGCGGUCAAGUCGCAGGUUUCGGACUCGGAGAUCCGAAUAUCUUGGAGGUUGCCCACGAUCAGCCUCUACGCGGGAUUCGGCUCUCUCGAAGCUGCACGAAAAGCUGUUGCCGCCGCUGACGGGUAUGACUGGGAUGGCUACUGGAUCACCGCGUCCGUCUACGAUGGUUUCCCGGUCGUUGGCGAACACAACGUACGCUUUAGUGGCCUUCCGCCUGACGUCAAGCACAAGCUCGUCCGCAAGCGAUUUCACUGUGGAAAGGGGGACCUCAACACUGAUAAGCCCACGCAAGCCCUGCGCGAUUUCGGGAUACCGCAAGUGGAGAAACGCGUCAAAGACUUCGGACCUGUCGUCGACUUCCACGUGGCUCCGUCGCCGUAUAAGGAUGGUAUCGUCAGGGCAUGGUGCCGGUUCGAGACCUCUGACAUCGCGGGCGUGGCGCGCGAGCUCAAUGGCAUUCCACAAGUCAGUCUAGACUACCGAAAGCUCACCGUGUGGCGGAUACACUCCCUGAAGUACCCGAUAAAUCGCAACGUGUAUGGCUACAUCGGCGAGGAGAUCAAGAAUCUCCGUGAGGCGACGUGGCGUUUCCGCCGAGGCUGCAACAUCCGCAUCUUUGAUCGCGACGCGUGGCAGGAUAAAGUUACCAUCGAGAUCAGCGCCGAAGACAGUAAAAGUCUGCAGGAAAUUAGGGCACGACUCGUUGACAUCGCGCAAGGCAGGAUCAUCAUGGACGGCAACGUCCCGCUCUGGGAUCGGUUCUUUUCCACGUCUUUCGGCACGGAGUGGAUGAACACUAUUCGUAAAGCCAACCCAACGGUCUUAAUCAUCAUCCGCAAGCUUCAGGCUUUCAUCCGUGUUAUUGGCGCCCCGGAAAAGCGCUCAGGCGUCAUCGCUACUAUACGCGAACACGUCGCUUCUCUGCGAGGCCAACCGGUCCAUACCGUACCACUCCCCGGCUCGCACUUUGGACUUUUCAUGCAUCCUGCUCUCCUCGCAGCGCGGGAAAGGCAUGGCACUGAUAACCUCUGGCUUGAUAUCCAACACCGUCAGCUCUGCGUCCGCGGCGACGAGACGAUGUAUAAGGACGUUCAGUCAGCCGUGCACACUGCCAUGAAAGCUCACCCGCGACACCUUCCGCGCGACCGCUGUCCUGUAUGCUUCGACAUCCCGACGUCGCCGGUUGUUCUGUCAUGCGGGGACACGUAUUGCACAGACUGUCUUGCGAGCUAUUUGGCUGCUGGUACCGAAACGCGACAAUUUCCGCUGGUGUGCUUCGGCGCCGAUGGGAAGUGCAAGGAGCCCAUUCCGCUCGUGGUCGCGCGAGACGUUUUACGGCCUGCGCAGUGGGAGCAACUCAUCGCUGCUGCAUUCAAUGCCCACAUAGCGGCCAGGCCGGACGAGUUUCGCUUCUGCCCCACGCCGGAUUGCCAGCAGGUCUAUCGCCCCGGGGCGAAGGACAGUGUUUACAGCUGUCCGGCGUGCUUGGUUCGCAUCUGCCCAUACUGUGAUGUUGAAUACCAUGAGGGCAUCACCUGCGAUGACCGCACACACAAGAUCGACAGCGCAUUUGACGAGUACGUUCGCACGCAUGAAGUAAAGCAAUGUCCAGGUUGCAAGGCGCCCAUUGAACGGGCGGAGGGGUGUAACCAUAUGACGUGCACGCGCUGCCAUACACAUACAUGCUGGGAGUGUAUGGAGACAUUCGACAAGGGCAUCGGCAUUUAUGAUCACAUGCGCGAGGCUCACGGGAGUAUAGGGGUGUAG